This is a messenger RNA of Arctia plantaginis, 3396 nucleotides long. Lineage: Eukaryota; Metazoa; Arthropoda; Insecta; Lepidoptera; Erebidae. The record is from the annotation of a GenBank genome assembly.
AUGCAGUCUGGAAGUGGUGCAAAAAAUCCGCCAUGGGCACGAUCUAAUGUGAAUACAAACAUGACCGGCAUGAAUCCGCAAAUCAUGGAUCCAAACCAAAUGAUGUCCCAACAAGGUAUGAUGCAGUUCCAACAAACUCAAGUGUUCAAUCCCAGUAUGAUGCAAGCCCAAAGCGGCAUGGCGAUGCCGAUGGCAGGGCAAAUGCCAAUGAAUCAAAUGGCCCAAGGUCAGAUGUACCCCGGCAAUGUUGUUGCAUAUCCAACACCUCGUGCUAUGAACCCAGGAAUGUAUCAGAACGCACAGUCAAAUCAAUCACCGGCAAACGCCGAACAGCGCGUCUUUACUGGAACUGUCACCAAAACACACAAUGACUUUGGAUUUGUAGAUCAUGAUGUAUUUUACCAGACAUCUGUAUGUGCUAAAGGAAUAAUUCCCAAAGUAAACGAUAGAGUACUUGUUGAAGCUACUUUUAAUCCUAACAUGCCAUUCAAGUGGAAUGCAACCCGUGUACAAGUUUUACCAAAAGGAGGUCCAAACCAAAAACCAAAUAACCCUAAAUCUAGCAAUUAUAAUGCUGUGCCACCGCCUAUAAACAAAAAUAAGUCGAUGCCAUCUCGACGUGAUGAUAGACCUCGUAGAGAUGACAGGAAGAGAUCACGCACACGGAGCCGUUCUCGUUCACGCGAUGUCCGCGACAUCCGCAGCCGCCGUGAUUCCCCGCCGCGCAAACGACCCGUUGUUCACCAGCCCUCCCCUAUUAAAUAUGUUGUACGAGUACCUCGAAUGCCUCUAGAUAUCCAAAAAAUGGAUGUACCUGGCGUAUCACAAAGAUAUACAAAUCUGUAUGUCCCAUCAGACUUUUUCAGUGCCCAGGUUACUUGGGGUGAAACAUUCCCACCUCAAGCACCAUUUUCCAUUAAUAAUCCCUGUGCGUAUCAUAUAAUGAGUAAAGAGCUUGAGAACCCUAACACUAAUGACGCUGUUUUGGAACCGCCAGAUGCAGAUUAUAGAUUUUCAGCUAAAGUAAUGUUAAUCAGCAUGCCAACCUUAGAGUCUCUUUAUCAAAAAUGUGGACUCACAAAAGUAGAUGAGAAAGACAAACGCAGCACUAAAACUCCACUACAUCCAACAAGAUUAAUCAAAUUCCUUGUGGGACAAAAAGGCAAAGGUGGUGAAAAUUUUGCUAUAGGUGGCCCUUGGAGCCCUUCCUUAGAUGGUGAAAACCCACAGUCUGAUCCAAAAGUUUUGGUAAAGACUGCUAUACGUACUUGCAAAUCACUAACAGGCAUAGAUUUAUCUUCAUGUGCGCAAUGGUACCGAAUGGUGGAGUUUUACUACUGGCGCGAGGGCAGCGGCGGCAAGUCGCGGCUCGAGUGUGUGGUGUUGUUCCUGCCAGACGUGUGGUCAGCGCAACCGUCGCGGGUCGACUGGAACACAGUACAGGAGCAGUAUAAGGCGGCCUGUGAGGCGGCCGUACGAAAGCUCGACGGCGACGAGCCGGAGUCCGUCAAGCAACCGCAGUCAGCCCCGCCCGACUCUUCUGCGGCGGACAAAUCGCAAAUUGAUAAGAAAGACUUGGACAGUAGUACAAUAACCAUUGAUGAGAAUGAUGAAGAUGAUGAGGAAAAGCCUGAACCGACACACUACUCUAAACUGGAUCUGAGGACUAUAAAGGUCGAUCAGUUAAAGCAAGAAUUACGAGCACGUAACGCUAAAUGCAAAGGGCUGAGAGCUCAACUUUUAUCUCGUCUAUCAAAAAUGCUAAAAGCUGAAGAAGCAGAGGAGAAGAAAGAUGAUGUAAUGGAACUCGAGGAUGAUGAACAAGAGCAGGAGGAACAGAGCCAUGAUGAGAAAAUAGAUGUAAAAGAUAAUGAGGAAGUGGAGGAAGAAGCUAAAGUAACUGAAAAUAAGACAGAAGAUCAAGAGAAAAAGCCUGAAGAAAAGGUAGAAAAAGUAAAAUCUGAGAAAGAGAUUGAAGAAGAUAAAAGAAAGCUGGAAAAAGAAAAGGCACUACUCAAAACCCGGUAUGAAAUUCCGACCACCCCUCACAUCUUGGUGCAUCCAUCCAAUACAGCAAAAGGUGGUAAAUUCAACUGCAGUGUUGCUACCCUCUCGCUAUUAUUGGACUAUCGCAUCACUGACAAUAAAGAACAUAGUUUUGAGCUGUUCGUGUUUGCGGAACUAUUCAACGAGAUGUUGAUGCGUGACUUCGGAUUCUACAUUUACAAAACUCUGUAUACAUUACCUGAAAAGACUGAAGAGAUCAAAGAUAAGGAUAAAGAUAAGUCAGAUGAGAAAUCAGAAAAGAAACCAGAAGAUAAGAAAGACGAAAAGAAGGAGAAGGAAGAAAGACCAGAGAGGCGCGAUGACAGGCGUGAUUCGAGAAGACGUGAUAGAAAAGACUCUCCCAGUGACGACGAACGGAGUAGUUCACCGAAGAGGCGCAGUCGCGGCGUAGAGUUGCCGCCCGACCCGUACUUGUUGCUGUCGCUGGUGUACUUCGACACGUCACGCGGGGGCAGCAUGACCAAGAAAGAUCUACAGAACUUGUUCAUGAGUCUUGGCUUACAACUGUCACGGUCACAAAUCAGGGCUAUACUCGAAAAAGUGUGCGUAAAGGAUUCAUUUAAUUACAAGGCGCUCAUGCAGACCAUUAAGGAUGUCGCGUCAGGCACGUCAGAUGCAAUCCAUGACUUGCCACUGGAUACAGCAACUAUUGCUAGUGAAGUACCCGCUCAUAUCGCUGAACUAGAAGAGACAAUUGCGUCUGGGAACCGCAAUUUAUUGCCAGUUUUUAAUGCAACACUAGAUGAUGCAGAGUCUCAGGAAGGGGAAACCAAAGACGUCAGUGAGUCAGGCAUGGUGAUGUACAAGUCCCGGCUGGUGGACGUGGGCGCGCUGGUGGCGGCGGAGGCGCGCGGCGCGGCGAGUCGCGCGCGGCUGGAGGCGGCGCUGGACGCCACGCGCGGGGCGCUGCGGGCCGCGCGCGCCGCCGCCGCCUCCACGCAGCAGGCCGAGCGCGGCGCGCAGCACCAGCUCUCCGACCUCAGCCGCGGGCUCGCCAGCGCGCGCGCGCGCAUCGCCUCGCUCACGGCUAGUUCGAAAAUAUUUCAUUCCGCCUUGAAGAGCAUACAGUCUAAAGUAGAAGCUGUAGUAAAUAUAAAAUAUGAAGAUGAUGAUGUCGUUGAAAUAGUAAAUGGACCAGCACAAACUGAUAAAUCAAAAGAGCCAAAAAAAGUGGCUGAAGAUAACAAAAAUAAUGUCACAAACAAAGACGAAUCUUCACCGAAACCUGAAGACAAAACUGAAACUGGUGAUGCACUGGACUCAGAGACCAAAGUUAAGGAAGGUGAUAUAAUCACAGAUGAAAACAUGGAUCUAGAUGACAAAGAAUAG